Messenger RNA from Alternaria atra, 1530 nucleotides. RefSeq lists its product as uncharacterized. The transcript has 7 exons. Gene Ontology annotation, cellular component: membrane. Gene Ontology annotation, biological process: transmembrane transport. The record is from RefSeq and is a predicted model, not a curated record. NCBI's taxonomy places the organism in Eukaryota, Fungi, Ascomycota, Dothideomycetes, Pleosporales, Pleosporaceae. Bases 1 to 1530 code for a protein of 509 amino acids. Gene Ontology annotation, molecular function: transmembrane transporter activity.
AUGUCGUUCAAAGAAAAGGACCUUGAAGCCGAGCGAAAGGAGCAUGUCUCGUUUGAUGAGAAGAGCCAUGGUGUUAAAGAAGGCCGCAUCGACAUCGAGAAUGUUGUAGACCACACGCAUGAUUCCUCAGGACAAGCAUCUUCACCUUUCGAAAGGGACGACAAGGAAACACGUCGCAUCAUUCGAAAGAUAGAUCUCAGACUCCUACCAACACUCGCCGUCAUCUAUGCUUUCGCCCUCAUCGACCGCGUUAACCUUCCAAAUGCGCGUAUAGCAGGCAUGGAUGAGGACCUAGGUCUCUCUAUCGGCUCACGUUACUCGAUCCUCACAAUGAUCUUCUUCAUUCCUUAUAUCAUCUUCCAGUUCCCAGCCAAUAUCAUCAUCCGAAAACUUGGUCCCGCCGUAUGGCUACCUUCUUUGGUCGUCUGCUGGGGCGCUGUGACAAUCGGCAUGGGUUUCACGAACGAUUGGACGCAAGCACUGGGUUGUAGGAUCAUCCUCGGCGUGUUGGAAGCAGGAUAUUACCCCGGAUGCGUCUUCCUACUCAGUUGUUGGUAUGUCAGGUUUGAAGUUCAGAAGAGGUUCAGCGGAUUUUAUCUGCUAGCACUUCUUGCGAGUGGUUUCUCCAACAUCCUUGCUUGGGGACUAAGUGAGAUGAGAGGACUUGGAGGACUAAAUGGAUGGCAAUGGAUCUUUGCAAUCGAAGGCGCCAUCACCGUUUUACUCGGCUUCAUGGGCUACGUAACCAUAAUCGACUUCCCCGACAAAGCCAGCCAACCCAGUCCUAUAACAAAACGCCCUUUCUUGACCCACUCGGAAGCCAACAUAAUCCUGUCCCGCAUCCAACGCGAUCGUGGUGAUGCUGUCGCUGAUAAACUUAACUGGUCAACCAUUGCUACACAUCUCCGCGACUGGAAGAUUUGGGAGUUUGCAUGGCUCUACUUCCUCAACAACGUCGUUGCAUACAGUUGGGGAUAUUUCCUACCCAUCAUCCUACGCAACGAUAUGAAAUACUCCGUCGCCAUGAGUCAGAUCAUGUCGUUCCCGCCAUACGUGUUGGCCGCAGCUUGGAUGUUUGCUACAGCAUGGGUCGCCGAUCGGUACAGGAUGCGUGGUGCGAUCAUUGUGUUCAACUGCGCGUGGGCUGUUUUGGGAGUAUGCAUGAUGGCCUUCCUCAGCAAUGCUCGUGCGCGGUAUGCCGGAGUCUUCCUGGGUGUCAGUGGAGCGAAUGCGAAUGUGCCCAGCAUAUUGAGUUACAUGCAUAACAACAUUGUGGGCCAGAUGAAGCGGAGUGUUGCGAGUGCGUUGUUGAUUGGAGGUGGAGCCUGUGGAGGCAUUGCAGCAUCGAACAUCUUCCGACAACAAGAUGCGCCGAAGUACACGCCUGCCAUGGCGGUCGUCAUCGCGACUCAAGUUCUGAGCAUACUGCAUGUGCUAAAGAACUUUUGGGUGUACUCACGAGCAAAUCGCCAGGCCGAUCGGGGUGAGAGGAUUUUGGAGGGCCAAGAGGGCUUCCGACAAACGUUGUAG